This is a messenger RNA of Cucurbitaria berberidis CBS 394.84, 564 nucleotides long. RefSeq lists its product as uncharacterized. Bases 1 to 564 code for a protein of 187 amino acids. Lineage: Eukaryota; Fungi; Ascomycota; Dothideomycetes; Pleosporales; Cucurbitariaceae. The transcript has 2 exons. The record is from RefSeq and is a predicted model, not a curated record.
AUGCUGCUCUCGAAGCUCCUCCUUCUGCCCGUUGCAGUCGCAUCCUCUGUGACCCUCUACGUCUCCUCCGUCCCUGUCUCCUCGGAUGCCUCCAUCAUCCCAUCGCCCAUUCCCCUCGCACAGAUUGAGUACGAUGCAGACCAACCUAUCGGUACUCUAGCCUCAUACACCCCGCCGACAGGCUCAUACUCCCCCGACCAUCUCCUACGCGUCGGCCUCACAGACCCGAAAACAGGAUCAUGGCGCGGUAUCGUCACGUCAGCAGCCAACUUCGCGGAUCAGUACCAAAAGAAGUUCACUAUCCACGUCGAUGAGAAGGGCGAGCCAUUCCACGUAGGCUUUGGAACAAGCGCAAAGAGUAGUGCGAGUACGAAUGAGGUGGAAGUGGAGAUAACGACGAGGGCGGCUGGGCCAAAGCCGGUGUUGAAUAAGCCAAUCGUCUUGAAUGCGGAGGGGAAGUUGGAGUCGGCGGAGCCGGAGAAAUCUUUCCUGCAGAAGUACUGGUGGGUCGUUGCACUCUUCCUCGUCAUUCAGCUCGUUGCAGGCGGUGGAGAUGGGAAAUGA